Gavialis gangeticus (Gharial) is the source of this 999-nucleotide messenger RNA. It is a transcript of the gene GABARAPL2, whose product is annotated as GABA type A receptor associated protein like 2. Gene Ontology annotation, cellular component: cytosol; autophagosome membrane; autophagosome. The record is from RefSeq and is a predicted model, not a curated record. The transcript is spliced from 4 exons. Bases 141 to 494 code for a protein of 117 amino acids. Lineage: Eukaryota; Metazoa; Chordata; Crocodylia; Gavialidae. Gene Ontology annotation, biological process: autophagosome assembly; cellular response to nitrogen starvation; autophagy of mitochondrion. Gene Ontology annotation, molecular function: ubiquitin protein ligase binding.
UGGGCAACGGGGGGGCAGGAAGUCCCGCCCGCCGAGCUGUUGUUGUUGUGACUGCGACAGGCCCGGUCGCCCCCGGAGUAGCCCCGGCAGCGCCCCCGGGCCGCCGCGACCCAGGCUCCGGCUCCUGGCCCCGCGCCGCCAUGAAGUGGAUGUUCAAGGAGGACCACGCGCUAGAGCACCGAUGCGUCGAGUCGGCGAAGAUCCGGGCCAAGUACCCAGACCGCGUCCCGGUCAUUGUGGAGAAGGUCUCAGGCUCUCAGAUUGUUGACAUUGACAAGAGGAAGUAUCUGGUUCCUUCUGACAUCACUGUGGCCCAGUUCAUGUGGAUCAUCAGGAAGAGGAUUCAGCUGCCAUCUGAGAAAGCAAUAUUCCUCUUUGUAGACAAGACUGUCCCACAGUCCAGCUUAACUAUGGGACAGCUGUACGAGAAGGAGAAGGAUGAGGAUGGAUUCUUGUACGUGGCCUACAGUGGAGAGAACACAUUUGGUUUCUGAACGCUGGGGUUUGGCUGCUGCACCAUUUUGCUGUGUAUCUUGUAAAUAGCUGAUCAUUUUCAGUUCUGACCCCCACAAAUGCUCUUCCCAUCCACCAUGCAUUUGUAACUGGAUUUAUUUCCUAAUAUAUUGAUAGGUCUUGUUUUCUUAGACUGGUAAAUUAUCAGAUUUUAUUUUUUCUUUGUGCAUUUUCCUCAUGGCUACAAGUUCUCAGAGCCUCAGCUCUCUGGGACACAUUUAAUGACAUUGUUUAAAUAUUGAAGCAAAAGUAGUUGGGGUACUAAAAACACGACAAGGAGGAACAUGCAUUUACUCUGGGUUUCGUUUGAGACGUUAGUUUAACAAGUAUUAAAAUAUUAAAUUCUGAGUAAUGGGAACACCGGCUUUGCUAGAGUAUUCCAAGCAGUAGCAAGAUGCUGAUCACUGAUGUUGAACUGAGCUAAUAUGUUCCUCUUUCUCAAUUAGGGGAUAAGUACAAUAAAAAUUCCUCCCACAAAGAGGGUGU